Messenger RNA from Mya arenaria, 2082 nucleotides. Its product is annotated as asparagine-rich protein-like. NCBI's taxonomy places the organism in Eukaryota, Metazoa, Mollusca, Bivalvia, Myida, Myidae. Bases 1 to 2082 code for a protein of 693 amino acids. The record is from RefSeq and is a predicted model, not a curated record. The transcript has a single exon.
AUGCAUAUUACCUCCAACAUAGCAGUAUCCCUGGACAACAGAAACCAAACAAGCAAGACCGAGAACAACCACAUGCAUAUUCCCUCCAACGUAGCAGUAUCCCUGGACAACAGAAACCAAACAAGCAAGACCGAGAAUAACCACAUGCAUAUUACCUCCAACGUAGCAGUAUCCCUGGACAACAGAAACCAAACAGACAAGACCGAGAAUAACCACAUGCAUAUUACCUCCAACGAAGCAGUAUCCAUGGACACCAGAAACCAAACAAGCAAGACCGAGAAUAACCGCAUGCAUAUUACCUCCAACGUAGCAGUAUCCCUGGACAACAGAAGCCAAACAGGCAAGACCGAGAAUAACCACAUGCAUAUUACCUCCAACGUAGCAGUAUCCCUGGACACCAGAAACCAAACAAGCAAGACCGAGAAUAAGCACAUGCAUAUUACCUCCAACGUAGCAGUAUCCCUGGACAACAGAAACCAAACAAGCAAGACCGAGAACAACCACAUGCAUAUUACCUCCAACUUAGCAGUAUCCCUGGACAACAGGAGCCAAACAAGCAGGACCGUGAAUAACAACAUGCAUAUUACCUCCAACGUAGCAGUAUCCCUGGACAACAGGAGCCAAACAGGCAAGACCGAGAAUAACCACAUGCAUAUUACCUCCAACGUAGCAGUAUCCCUGGACAACAGGAGCGAAAUAAGCAGGACCGAGAAUAACCACAUGCAUAUUACCUCCAACGAAGCAGUAUCCCUGGACAACAGGAGCCAAACACGCAGGACCGUGAAUAACAACAUGCAUAUUACCUCCAACGUAGCAGUAUCCCUGGACAACAGGAGCAAAACAAGCAGAACCGAGAAUAACCACAUGCAUAUUACCUCCAACGAAGCAGUAUCCCUGGACAACAGGAGCCAAACAAGCAGGACCGUGAAUAACAACAUGCAUAUUACCUCCAACGUAGCAGUAUCCCUGGACAACAGGAGCAAAACAAGCAGGACCGAGAAUAACCACAUGCAUAUUACCUCCAACGAAGCAGUAUCCCUGGACAAAAGAAACCAAACAAGCAAGACCGAGAAUAACCACAUGCAUAUUACCUCCAACGUAGCAGUAUCCCUGGACAACAGGAGCCAAACAGGCAAGACCGAGAACAACCACAUGCAUACUACCUCCAACGUAGCAGUAUCCCUGGACGACAGAAGCCAAACAAGCAGGACCGAGAAUAACCACAUGCAUAUUACCUCCAACGUAGCAGUAUCCCUGGACAACAGGAGCCAAACAAGCAGGACCGAGAAUAACCACAUGCAUAUUACAUCCAACGUAGCAGUACCCCUGGACAACAGAAACCAAACAAGCAAGACCGAGAAUAACCACAUGCAUAUUACCUCCAACGUAGCAGUACCCCUGGACAACAGGAGCCAAACAAGCAGGACCGAGAAUAACCACAUGCAUAUUACCUCCAACGUAGCAGUACCCCUGGACAACAGAAGCCAAACAGGCAAGACCGAAAAUAACCACAUGCAUAUUACCUCCAACGUAGCAGUAUCCCGGGACAACAGAAACCAAACAAGCAAGACCGAGAAUAACCACAUGCAUAUUACCUCCAAGGUAGCAGUAUCCCUGGACACCAGAAACCAAACAAGCAAGACCGAGAAUAACCACAUGCAUAUUACCUCCAACGUAGCAGUAUCCCUGGACAACAGAAACCAAACAAGCAAGACCGAGAACAACCACAUGCAUAUUACCUCCAACGUAGCAGUAUCCCUGGACAACAGGAGCCAAACAGGCAAGACCGAGAACAACCACAUGCAUAUUCCCUCCAACGUAGCAGUAUCCCUGGACAACAGAAACCAAACAAGCAAGACCGAGAAUAACCACAUGCAUAUUACCUCCAACAUAGCAGUAUCCCUGGACAACAGCAACCAAACAAGCAAGACAGAGAAUUACCAUAUGCAUAUUACCUCCAAUGUAGCAGUAUCCCUGGACAACAGGAGCCAAACAAGCAAGACCGAGAAUAACCACAUGCAUAUUACCUCCAACGUAGCACUAUCCCUGGACAACAGGAGCCAACAAGCAAGACGAGAAUAA